CCCCGCGGCUCGGGGCGGGGCGGCGGGCGGGGCGGCGCGGCCCGGCCGGGGCAGCCGGCGCUGCUGGAAUUGGAGCCUGCGGAGCCGGGCGGCGGCGUGUCCCGGAGCCCUCGGGAGUCGCCGGGCUGCGCUCCCGCUCAUCGCCAUGGAGAAGUACAAAGCUCUCGAGCAGCUGCUCACAGAACUUGAAGAUUUUCUGAGGAUACUGGACAAGGAGAACUUGAGCAGCACUGCUGUGGUGAAGAAGAGCUUCCUCUCUGACCUUCUGAAAGUCUACACCAAGUCCAGUGGUGGUGAUGAGGAGUAUAUUUACAUGAACAAAGUGACAGUCCAUAAACAGCAGGGUGACCAAGAGAAACAAGACAAAGUGCUGGAUCGGAAGAACUCCCUGACCAAUGGAGACUCAGGACUGCAUUUGUCACCCCCUCAGAAGAGCCUGCCAGACCUCCCCCCUCCAAAGAUUCUCGAAACAAAACAACCACCAGUCCCCAAGAUUGAAUCCCCAGAGGGAUAUUACGAAGAGGCUGAGCCCUAUGACAUCUCUGUAAAUGGUCUUUUUGGUAGGCUUGCUGCGGCUGGACCCAGGCCAGGGUUGCAGGUUACUGAGGGAGUUAUUUAUGCCACAAUAACUAUGGAAGAUGGUGAAGCUGUUAGUAGUUCCUACGAAUCUUACGAUGAGGAAGAGAGCAGCAAAGGCAAGUCAGCAACCCAUCAGUGGCCAUCCCCAGAGGCCACCAUUGAGCUGAUGAAGGAUGCCCGCAUCUGUGCCUUCCUGUGGAGAAAGAAGUGGCUGGGACAGUGGGCAAAACAACUGUGUGUUAUCAAGGACACCAGGUUGCUGUGCUACAAGAGCUCCAAGGACCACAACCCCCAGCUGGAUGUGAAUUUGCUGGGCUGCACAGUCAUUCACAAGGAAAAGCAAGUGAGGAAGAAAGAGCACAAGCUGAAGAUCAUCCCCACAAAUGCUGAUGUCAUCGUGCUGGGGCUGCAGAGCAAGGACCAGGCAGAGCAGUGGCUCAGGGUAAUCCAAGAGACCAGUGGUCUGCUCUGUGAAGGAGGCAGUGAAGGCAAUCAGUACAUCCCAGACUCGCAGCGCCUCAGCUACCCAAAGGUGGAGGUGUCUGAGAGAUACUCUGCAGCCUCCGAGAGCGGGAGCAGCACCGACGGCCACGCGGAGACUGCCGAGGCAAAAGAUGUUAAGAAGAAAGGCACAACUGGCCUGAAACUGAGCAACCUGAUGAACCUCGGGAGGAAGAAGUCCAGCUCCCUGGAUAGCCCAGAGAGAUCCCUGGAGACUUCAAGUUACCUGAAUGUGCUGGUGAACAGCCAGUGGAAGUCACGGUGGUGUCAGAUAAAAGAUGGGCACCUCCAUUUCUACCAGGACAGGAACAGAAGCAAGCUGGCUCAGCUGCCCCUGAGUCUGGCAGGUUGUGAGAUCAUCCCAGAGCCCAGCCCUGAUCAUCUUUACUCCUUCCGCAUCCUGCACAACGGGGAAGAACGGGUUGUUUUGGAGGCAAAGUCCUCAGAGGAAAUGGGCCACUGGCUGGGCCUCCUCUUGUCGGAGUCAGGCUCCAAAACAGACCCAGAGGAAUUUACCUACGAUUACGUGGAUGCUGACAGGGUGUCCUGCAUUGUGAGCGCUGCGAAGAAUUCCUUCUUCCUAAUGCAGAGGAAAUACUCUGAGCCCAAUGCCUACAUUGACAACCUCCCCAAGGGCAGGGUGCAGCAGGACGAGCUCUACGACGACGUGGACCUGCCAGACCUGCCUGUGGAAGAAGUGCCCAAGGGUGAGAGCAAACUGGAGGGGGAUCAAGACCGAGUGUAUCUGGAUCUCACCCCAGUGAAGUCCUUACUACACUGUGCUGGCAAGAUGUCAUGCCAGUCUUCCCCCCUCGGCUCACCAUCUCUAGAGAGGGCUGCCAACAAGGCUGCCCCCGAGAGCACAGCUGAGACAGCCCCCACGGCCAAGGAAGCUGAGCCCUGUGCUAAGGCAGCAGAGACCUCGGAGCAGAAACACCCAGAGAAGCCAGAGCCUGAGCAGGCUGUGCCACAGGUGCCUGCUAUCAAAAUCCAGACCCAGCAGCAGAGCACUGUGGUCCCCGAGGUGCCAGGGGGCCCAGUUCCAGCGGGCAGUCCCCAGCUGCUGCCUGCACACCGGCCCAAGAUGCCCCUGCCAGCAGCAGCAGUGGAAACCAAGCUGGGCAAGAACAGGACAGAGGCCGAGGUGAAACGGUUCACGGAGGAGAAGGAACGGCUGGAGAAGGAGAAGGAUGAAAUCCGAGCUCAGCUGACCCAGCUGCGCAAGGAGAGACGGGAGCUGAAGGAAAUGCUUGGGGGCAGCACAGACAAGAGCCUGGAGCAGAGGCUGAAGGAGAUAGACGAAGAAUGCAAAAGGAAGGAAAGCCAGAGGGUGGACCUGGAGCUGAGCCUGGUGGAGGUGAAGGAGAACCUGAAGAAGGCAGAAUCUGGCCCCGUGACACUGGGCACAGCAGUGGACACCACACACCUGGAGAACACAGCCCCAAGGGUUCAGGCAAAAGGUGCCAGUCCAGCAAACAGUGCAGAGAACUCACCGGUGAACUCAGCAACGGCUUUAAAAAACCGGCCCUUAUCUGUUAUGGUCACGGGGAAGGGAACAGUCCUACAGAAAGCUAAGGAAUGGGAGAAAAAGGGAGCUAGUUAGAAGCUCAUUGUACAGAGACGGACUAAAGACUCGAAUUGCCCACGCAUGGCCCAGGGGAUUCAACCAUCUGUGGUGGAGGUUGGGUGUUCAGCACCACCACACACCAAGUGCCUCCUCCACGUCGCGCCCGCGGCUCAGACGCAGCGCUGGAGCCCGCAGCUGCUGACACGAGUUACCCCUCAUGAACCUGCUCUUUCCAGACAAAUCCCAAUCACGUAGCUAAAAUGAUAACAACCAGUGGCAAUCCUUCCAUCAAAGUCCUAACCCAGCUGAUGUAAACAAGAAUGUUACUGUACAUAGGGGGUGUUUUGUGUAUUUCUACUCUGAAGGUUUAUCAAUGAGUUAUUAAGGUUUCUAUAUUAGUGACUGUAGUGGAUUCAGAAGGAACCUCUGCUGUUCCUCAGCCUGGUGGGUUUGUACCUGUCCUGAUAAAUAGGAAUCAACUAAAGUUGUCAACCUGUCUUGCUGCCAGUCAUCACUCAGCUGCAUUUCAUCCAGCCUUCAGCCAAGGGCUAUCCCAUACAUGAGCAAUUCUUCAGACAUGAGUGAGAAGCACACAGCAGCCUGUCCAGGGCAUUUUUAAUCAGUGCCCUGAUGCAUUCCAGCAUCUCCUACCAGCUGCAGGUUUGCUAGAAUAUUGAGCUGCUCACCUUCUCGUGCUGUAAGCUGUGUUACAGACUGGCAGCACCAAGAGCUCUGAGCAAAGAAGACCUCCAGGCAGAUUCAGUUAGCUUUCUUGAAGAUCUUACUUCACCUGAGGAGUUUAUUCUGAAAAAAAAAAAAAAAAAAAAAAGAAAUAAAAAAAAAAAGAAAAAAGUAAUAUUGGAGGGCUUGCUCACCUGUUUCAUGGGAAAGCUGGAUCCCAGUGCAUCCUUCAGGGAUCCCCUUUCCCAAGUGAGGGGAGGUAAAGCAGUCCCCAUGCUGUGACGGUGUCUGAUCCUCACAGAGCUGCAGCUGAAGCCAUCCCUCUGCCCCUGUGUCCCUCCCCACUGCAGUAAGGCUGCACUGCCAGGGCUCUGCUGGACGUCUUGGUGCUGUCACCCUUAUUUCCUGAUAAUUAAUACAGCCUUUGGGCCCUGGCAGUAUGGCCCACAAAGCCCACCCCUCUCUGGCCUAGCCAAGCUCUCUAAUGAAAGAGGUUGGAGAUUUGGAACAGCUAAACUUCAAGACACUGAAAUUUGAAGGGUGGCAGUGGGUUUUGAGAAAUCUAUGCACUCCUCCCCUCCCCGUAACCUGCUGACACGUGUCAUGGCCUGGAGACAUUUCUUCCUGUCUCCUCUGAGGGCCCUUCAGACCCAGGCUCAGGAGCUGGGUUGACUGGGUGGGCUGGAGCUGUUCUAACCCUACAGAGUUAAAGCAGCACCAGUUCCCAGGAUGGGUUGUCUCUGGGGUCCUGUGGCUACACCAAAGCCAAGGUAAAGGCAGACAGGAAAAAUCUUUUGUACCUUCCUCACUCCUGAAAAUAUUUGGCAGGCCUGAGACCUCCUCUAAAGGGCUGUUCUUUCUUCACACAAAGGCCAAACAGCCAGUGGGAGCACAGGGCUGAUACCCAGAGCUGGUGCUGGCAUUGGGGUGAGUGAGAAUGGCCUGACAAGGACCACAGAGCCAGGGAGCAACAAAACACCUGGUCAGGGUAUCCUGGAAGCAAGAAAGGUGACUGUGCUCCCAUUUUUUUUACCCUUUAGUUUCCACUGUGGUGCAGAUGUAGGAAUUGCUAAUGCCAGGCCUCUGGAGCCUCAGCUGGCAGGUUGGCCCUGUGCAAGGUUUUGCACAUAGGAAAAAAUCAUGCAAAUAAACUGCUGACUUAUGGUUCAGGAUCCUGGGGACUUCCUUCUCCAGAGCACCAGAAAGCCACAGACUCCAUGAAGCUUUUGUUUUGGCCCAUGAUGAGCUGGCAAGAGCCCCUCUCUGUGCCCUGAAUACCCGUGACACCCCACUGUCAUCCUCCAGGAGUUGUCCAGACAUUUCACAGUGCUACUGAGACAGCCGUGGACAAGAGCAGCUCUGCUUGCCCCUUCACAGCCCAGUCAGCCUCAGUGCUCCUGCUGGGAUGGCUCCAUGAGGGAAUGGUAAACAUAGGCAGGUCCUGAAGGACACACUUUCCCCAAACAAGAAAUGUUAAACAAUGUCUCUGUGUCCCCAUUGUUUUCCUAACUCAAGGCAUUUCCUUUGUUGUAACUGUGACCUAUAAAGUGGCGCUUUAGAGGGUUUUAUAAUAAAAUGUUGAGUAUAUUAUGUUA
Messenger RNA from Passer domesticus (house sparrow), 4923 nucleotides. It is a transcript of the gene AFAP1L2, whose product is annotated as actin filament associated protein 1 like 2. The coding region runs from base 146 to 2683 and encodes 845 amino acids. Lineage: Eukaryota; Metazoa; Chordata; Aves; Passeriformes; Passeridae. The record is from RefSeq and is a predicted model, not a curated record. The transcript is spliced from 20 exons. Gene Ontology annotation, biological process: regulation of mitotic cell cycle; positive regulation of DNA-templated transcription; inflammatory response. Gene Ontology annotation, cellular component: cytosol. Gene Ontology annotation, molecular function: SH3 domain binding; SH2 domain binding.